AUGCCUGCCCGCAGUAGCCCUAAGAAGAAGAGAACGAAGCGUAAAGCUACGGACUCUGACGGGCAAGAGAUUUCAACCAAGAAAUCACGGGCUGGGGCCAUGCCACUCUCCAUGUCGCAGCAGACUCCAGAUGUGGAUAGCUCCUUACUCCCUCGGCGUUCUGGACGUCCAGGCGCAGGAACAGGAGGCAGGGCCAAUCAACUUGAGAGAAUCGGUGCCCUUUUGGGUGCCCCAGCACGGACCAGCCAACCCAAGGGCUCUACCUCCCUCGAUUCGAACGUUCCAGUUAACCCUCUUGCUCCAGAACCAGUUCGUAAGGGUCGUGGAAGUCGGGCAAAGAAACCUCCUCCACCAUAUAGUGCCUCUGAGCCGGCGGAUCCCCCUGCUGCAACUUCCACUAAAGCUAAGGGGAAGAAAGCCAAGGCGACGAAGACAGCUGUUAUCCCUCCCUCAAGCAUGGAGGCGUCAGAUGUCCAACCCGGUUUUCAUCGACGUGAAGCUGGUGCAAGGUUUGGUUUUUCUCAACACAUCGUUCCCCCGGGCACAGAACCUGACUUGCAAGCGCUCAACAACCCAUACGUGGCUGCAGCAAGGGAGAAGGUUGCUGUAACGUGUCUUCCUGCUCCUAUUGGUGCCUCAGCAGCGAUCGGACGUCUUCCUGCUACCAGUACUAGAUCUCCAAAGAAAGACCCCGUGCCACUGAUACCUUCAAGAUCUACGUCAGCUGCACAUCAAUCUGAUCGCAUGUUCUAUCAAAAUUUGGACCCUACCCUUCGAUCAGCAGAUGAUGGAAGUGGUCAGAAAGACUCAGGAUCAGACAUGUCUAGCGAGGGUAGUGAUACAAGUACUACUGAUGACGAAGAAGAUCAGGAAGUUGGUUGGGGAGCAUCAAAGGGAUACCUUACCGCGCACCCUGGUUUCUCAAAGGAAGUAUUACCAUCUCAACCCCGGGUCACCACUGCUCUGCCAUCGGACUUCGAGUUCCAAUAUUCCCGCGAUGAAGACGAUAAUAUAGCAUUGGCUGCAGAGGAUAGUGCCUCCAGUGAUGAUGACAAUCAGCCGGCGGCCAUUGAACCCAAGCCAGAUGAUGUUUUACUCCGUCACCAAAAGAAAAACGGACGUCCCCGUGUUCCUAAUCCCGAAUUCCUUGAUCUCCUCCGAUCUUCCGACACGACAUCAAUCAAAGUGGAGGAAUCAGAAACCAAAGCUACUAUGGCCAAAGCACCAAGAUCCAAGGAACCGUCUGAGCCCAAGCCCACUCAACUUGGCUGGUACCCGCCACGCUGGAAGGCCUUCCUUGAGGAUGCCAAAGGGGAUUGCCGUACCCAGCACGCAAUCGAGAAUGCAUUCCCGACUUUGGCUGAUGAUCUACCCAUUUCCGUCACUGAAGCUCUCACAUCAUCUCUUGUAGAAUGGCUUGAAGGCAGUAAGCAGGUCGAACCAGGUCUGUGGCCCGAUUACAAGCCUGACAUGGCGAAACUGCUGUACGAAGAUUUGUCAACCUGGCGCUCCGAUUUGAAGAAAACAGCAGUUGCCAUAGCACCCACCAUGUACAACCUCAUCCCCCCGCCCGAAGUCCCUAUGCAAGAUCGUGUGACAUGGGUACAGAAUACCGCUAAGGAGCUUUUGCACGAUUCACUUUUUCUUCACAACGGUGUGGACGAACUGGGGAAAACUAAUAAUGCUGCUCACCCUGCACUCCGGGAGGCCGCCAUCAGUUUCUUAUAUACUGGAUCUUAUCGUGUUGCUCGCAGGAGGCCGGAUAUUUUCAAGAAGGAGAUACCGUUGAACAGCCUAGCUUUGAUUUGCACUGCGUACCAUUGUGUCCUGGACGGCUUUAUCAAGAAUGGCAAUGGAAAAUCAUUCCCAAAAUUUUCCGCUAAAGAAUACAGCACCAUCUACCAGUCAAUGAUUGCUCUACUUGAGGAUGUCAAGAACGACCCAUACCACGGACCUAAAUUGAUGCGGCAACUUCACGAGUGGGCCGCAGAAGGAUGGGCGGAGUCUUGCAAGCUCGACAGGAGGGACACGACAAAGCAUAAUCAUUUGCGAGUCAUUUUGGAUUAG
Messenger RNA from Suillus fuscotomentosus, 2067 nucleotides. RefSeq lists its product as uncharacterized. The coding region runs from base 1 to 2067 and encodes 688 amino acids. The record is from RefSeq and is a predicted model, not a curated record. The transcript has 8 exons. NCBI's taxonomy places the organism in Eukaryota, Fungi, Basidiomycota, Agaricomycetes, Boletales, Suillaceae.